Parastagonospora nodorum SN15 is the source of this 1503-nucleotide messenger RNA. RefSeq lists its product as hypothetical. Bases 1 to 1503 code for a protein of 500 amino acids. The transcript has 2 exons. The record is from RefSeq and is a predicted model, not a curated record. NCBI's taxonomy places the organism in Eukaryota, Fungi, Ascomycota, Dothideomycetes, Pleosporales, Phaeosphaeriaceae.
AUGCCUCGAAUUGAGAAAUAUAAUGUUCAUCCCUUGGGAUGGGAGAAUGACCCAGAGGAGGAGCGUUUCAGACUCUCCACCCUCGAUUACUUGUCGUCAACUACCUACACUAACACAGCGCUUUUUUUCAAAGUAGCAGAUGUCGACAAACGCAAGCCAGCUGAUCUCAUCACCAGCAAAGUCGCCACAAUACUAAAAGAGGGUCUGGAGCGGUGCUUGAGCCAAAUUAGGCACAUGAACGGCAAGAUCGAAAGAGACGAGGAUGGUCAUCACUCAAUAGUCAAAAGGAGGAACAGCACCGUCAGAUUUGUCGUCCAAUACCUUGACGGUCCAGAGGAUGCGUUCCCCUCUUUCGCGGAGAUCGAAAACGUACACUUCAUGUCGUCCAUCCUCGGCAACGUCGAUGUCCUAAGCAACCUUCCCAUGACGUGCGGGAACAAGCCUGAAGCCCAUCCUGAUAACAGUCCUCCGGUCUCAUCAUUCAAGGCGAACUUCAUUCGUGGUGGACUUAUUCUCAAUCUCAUGCACCAUCAUUGGAACAAUGGCCUCACUGGCGGUACUGCGUUCAAUAAACAGCUAGCGAUGAACUGCUAUGCUGUUGCGAACAAGCUCGAGCCUCCAUUCUGGGACCCCAAGUGGCUCGACCGCAGUCUUUAUGGCCUUCCAGGUUUCGAAAACUCUUCAGCUUCUGACAAACCACCCGUUGACGCGCCACCUCGUGCGCAAAAGAACUUGCAGAUUAAGCCGUCGCAGUCGCUAGUGUUCCAUCUGCGUAAGUCUAAGGCUGUCGAGUUGAAGAGAGCUGCCUCGCCCAGUGACGGAUCCCGAAUCUCUACAUACAGCGCUGUCUGCGCACUGAUGUGGCGUGUCCUCACAAGGAUACGUGAGCCUCUUUACAAGCCAGAUCCAAGCUAUGCGCCACUAUGGGCACAGGGUGUGACUAUUGGAAAGCUGUACAAUAACCCGCCACUUCCUGGUCAGCUACAAGGCAAUUUGCAGUUUGACGUGACUUCGGAGACUUCUGGCCUCCCGAAAAUGACUGUGGCCGAUAUCAUCAGUCCAAAUGUGCCGCUAUCGAAACUCGCACGCUAUACACGCAACAUGACCGAAAGUGUUACACACGACAUGCUUUCUGACCAGUUGGCGAAGUUCGCAAGUGUACGCAACAAGCAGGAUUUGUCCAUCAACGUGGACUCGUUCCCACCAAUGGCCAUGUUGAUCGCCGAUUGGCGGUAUUCCGAUGUUUGUAAGUUCAACUGGGGUUUUGGUGAGCCUACCGCCUACCGGCACUUGUUUGGUGGAGUGCCGUUGUGCAUGGUCAUCGUUUUCCCAGCGCAUAAGGGACCAGCUGGUGACGACGAGGGCAUGGAACUACAAAUUACAUUUGAGACGGAGCUUGUGCCAAUAUUAAUUCAUGAUCCGGAUUGGAGCAAGUACUUCGAAUUCAGGGGCGUGGAUCUGUCGGACGAACAAAGCUUGAACAUGACUAAGUCAAAGCUGUGA